AAUAAUAAGUGGUGCCAUAGUUAUUCAUUUACAAACUCCAAAGACAUAUCACUGUAACCAAGAUAUGCUAUGAGAUUUUCUUAAAAAUAAAAAUGAUUUGCUACGAGAUAUACAAUUCUCUCCGCCAAAUAUGCAGCCCACUAUUAUAAGCAAGUCAGCUCAGCCAAAAAUAAAUUCGAAAACAAAAAAAUGAAGUCAAAAGCUCAACAGUUCUCAUUUUAUUAUAUUGUUUUUUGGGUGUAUGUUAGUAUUUUAUUACAUUUUUAUACAUCUAAUAUUCUUUGGUAUAUAAUCACCAACCAUCUUCUUAUUCUAAUUUCUUCAUCGUCACAAUCUUAAUUCUUACAUAUAUCUUACGAGUUUCCAGAGGGGAAAAUAUCAUCUUAUGUAAAACAAAAUGAUGGGAAAAAGAAUAGCUUCAUUCAAGAAAUUAGCCAAGAAAGUGAAGAGCAUCAAAACUAGAGAACGCGGCUCCGAGUAUGUUCUGCUCGGUGAGGGGGACGACACUUCUCUGACGAAGACAUCAACGGGAACGUUUCCGGUGUAUGUAGGAGAAGAGCGCGUGAGGCGGGUGGUCCCGAUGAGCUACUUGAAUCACCCUCUGUUUAGGAUGCUCCUCGACAAGUCACGUGACGAGUUUCACUGUUCCGACCAGAAAGUUAUGUUGGUCGUCCCUUGUAGCCUCUCGGCUUUUCAAGACGUCGUUAAUGCCAUCGAGUCUUGUAGUGGCAACUUCGAUUUCGGCGAUUUUGUUGAGGAGCUUCUUUGAUUCUUAAUUAAUUCUUCCUUCUUCUUGAUCAUUUUCUUUUCGUUUUGAUAAAUAAAUUUU
Messenger RNA from Brassica napus (rape), 829 nucleotides. RefSeq names its product auxin-responsive protein SAUR15-like. Lineage: Eukaryota; Viridiplantae; Streptophyta; Magnoliopsida; Brassicales; Brassicaceae. The record is from RefSeq and is a predicted model, not a curated record. The transcript has a single exon. The coding region runs from base 398 to 769 and encodes 123 amino acids. Gene Ontology annotation, biological process: response to auxin.